Messenger RNA from Eptesicus fuscus (big brown bat), 1343 nucleotides. RefSeq names its product fetal and adult testis expressed 1 (gene FATE1). The record is from RefSeq and is a predicted model, not a curated record. Gene Ontology annotation, cellular component: mitochondrial outer membrane; endoplasmic reticulum; mitochondria-associated endoplasmic reticulum membrane contact site. The transcript has 7 exons. Bases 375 to 926 code for a protein of 183 amino acids. Gene Ontology annotation, biological process: negative regulation of mitochondrial calcium ion concentration; negative regulation of apoptotic process. Lineage: Eukaryota; Metazoa; Chordata; Mammalia; Chiroptera; Vespertilionidae. Gene Ontology annotation, molecular function: ubiquitin protein ligase binding.
CCUGGCAAGGUGGACCCAGGCUGCUGUCCCAGGCCCCUCUUUCUUUGGCUGGCAUUCUGGGGCGGGCUGGCCAGAAUGACAGAUGGAGUUCUGGAAGGGAUAUCCUAAUGCAGUCUACUCAGUCCGAGACCCUGCACAGAGCUCAGAUGCCAUAGUAGCAGGGGAGAAGGCCACAAACCCAGCCAACAAGAUACAGCAGGAACAGAAGGUUCUGGUCUAACGAUUGAGUGUAAAUGGGAAUCUGGCCCCACCCACACGUCAGGAUAUAUUUCCCAGAGUUCUGACACCUCAAAGUGCUCAUUUUCAGAGUGCUUCUUCUCUGCCUUGCCCCUGUGCAUCCUUGGUCGUCGCUUACAAGUGAAUAACUGGUUGUUAUGGCAGGAGGCCCCCUUAGCAUCAAGGAGGAAAUGGAAAUGUCUAUGGAUGAAGACCUGAUUCUUGUAAACCAUGGUAAAAGUCAAGAGCACCUGGUGAUAGCAGAAAUAAUAGAUCAUGGAUCCCGGUCCCGGGGUACCUCUCAGCGGCGAAAGAAGUUGGAGUCAAAGGCUGCUGGCUCUGCUGGAGGCCAACACGUUUGGAAUGUGACUGACUCCCGGCCCAGGAAAAUGGGUACUCAGCUGCCGGUACGCAGAAUGGCGAGAGAACCAGGCCAUGGGGAUGGUCAUCCCCGGGAGUGUCCUGGCAGCUUCCAUGGCACAAGAUUCCAUUACGAGUGCAACUCAGAGGAAGAUAUGAUUGCAGAGAUUGGCUUGGAAGAGACACAUGAACUGGAGAUAGAAGCCAUAAGAAAGCAGCAGCGUGUGAACAAUGAGCGUCUGAGCACCCUGGAGGACCAGGAAAUUGCCAGAACCCAGAGGGAAGUUAUGCUCUUCAGCAUGCUGCUGUCGGUCUGCAUAGUCAACCUGUGGCUGUGGAUUCGCCAGUGAUGCUUCACCAGCCAUCCUACCAACAGAGCUUUCUCCUCCUUCCCUUUAUUCCUUUCUUUCCCUGGGCCACCCUUGCCCUUCCUCCUUCUGUUUCCCAGCAGCCCCCAGCAGCGGCAGGGCCAUUUUCUAACUCUGGUUGGAUCCCCUGCUUGGGGAGGCCUUUAGCUGCUGGGAAGUGCAGGAAGAUCCGAAAGGGCUGAGAUGCAGCCCUUUGGAGGGUGAAGGGGGGAGGGGGCAUAUGAUCCUCACAGUAACACCAGUGGCAGGUGCUUCCUGCUUGUCUAUCAGGACUCCACAGUGACCAUCUUGUCCCUUUUGUUCCAUCCUAUGUGGCAGGGGCUUGGCUAUGUUUUCCUGUUUCCUUCCAUGUUGUGCACAGGGUUCUGCACAGAGAAAAUGCUCAAUAAAAGUUCAGUG